AAAAGUCUCCAAAACCCUGUGAUAGUUUACCCUCGCCUCGCCCAUGUCUAAACCCAAAACGAGAGAGAAGUGCAGAGUGUGAGUAAUCGGUGACCAAAACGCAGCACGAAAUCAAGAAUGUUCGGUGCCAGAAAUCUGCAGAGGCAGUGCUUCAAGCCCCUCUCUUCUCUCCUUCAACUUCAACUUCAACUUCACUCCAAUCUCUACAAAAAUGUUGUGCCUUUAGGACAUAGGACUGAGCAGAGCAACAUAGUUAAAGUGGAGCCGUACCAUGAUGUUGGUUUGUGUGGUUAUGUUAAGCCAUUUAGUUUCAUGAAUGGAUCAUCGUCGCGGGCGAUGUCAACAUCGAAAGGAAGGAGCAUGCGAAGCAAGGUGGAGAAGAGGAUGCAGAAGGAGUCUGGUAAGACAUUAAGGGAGAUACGUAGAGCUAAGAAAUUGAAGAAGAAGCUUAUGACAGAAGAAGAGAGGCUUGUUUACAACCUCAAAAGAGCGAAGAAGAAAGUGGCAUUGCUAUUGCAAAAACUCAAGAAAUAUGAGCUACCAGAUCUGUCUUCUCCUCGGCAUGACCCGGAGCUCUUAACACCUGAGCAGCUUCAGGCAUAUAAAAAAGUUGGAUUCAAGAACAAGAACUAUGUCCCUGUUGGUGUUCGUGGAGUCUUUGGAGGAGUUGUGCAAAACAUGCAUCUCCAUUGGAAGUUCCAUGAGACUGUGCAAGUUUGUUGUGACAAUUUCCCCAAGGAAAAAAUAAAAGAAAUGGCUUCAAUGCUUGCAAGAUUGAGUGGUGGGAUUGUGAUAAAUGUUCACGAUGUGAAAACAAUCAUUAUGUUCCGUGGUAGAAACUAUCGUCAACCCAAAAAUUUGAUACCUAUUAACACCCUUACAAAGAGGAAGGCUCUAUUCAAGGCCAGAUUUGAGCAAGCUCUUGAAUCUCAGAAGUUAAACAUAAAGAAACUAGAACAGCAGCUCCGACGGAUGGGAGUAAAUCCUGAGGAUCCAAGUGCUAUGGCCAGCAUCCAAAGAGUCGCUUCCACGUUUUUCAAUGCCAUUGACAAGAAAGAGGGAAGUCCUUACGUGUUCCGUGACGGAAAGCAGUCAAUAACAGAACCUAUUGAAGAUAAAGGAGAGUCAGAGCCUUCUUUUGAUAGUGAUCAGGAAGAGCUAGAUCAAUUCAUUGCUGAUAUAGAGGAUGCAGCAGAUAAAGAAUAUGAAGCUGAAGAGGCCAAAGAAAAUGAAGAGAUGAGCAGAAUUAGAUAUUGGAACAAAGAAGAUUUUGGUGGAAGAUUCAGAAGAUCAGAUGUUUCUAGAAAUGAUGACUAUGAUGGUGAGGUUAGAGUCUCAAGGGCUUGGCAGACUGCACGUCCUAAGCAUCGGGCUAGGGAUAGUGAUGAUGAAGAGAAUGCCCAUUCUGAUAAUGAUGACGGUGAUGAUGAUUUUGCUGGAAGAUUCAAAAGAUCAGGUGUUUCUAGAAAUGAUGACUAUGAUGGUGAGGUUAGAGUCUCAAGGGCUUGGCAGACUGCACGCCCUAAGCACCGGGCUAGGGAUAGUGCUGAUGAAGAGAAUGCCCAUUCUGACAAUGAUGACAAUGAUGAGUGGCAUUCCAGUAAUAUUGCUGAUGAUAGUGAUAUUGAUAGCAAUGGCUCUAAUGAAGGUAGAGGUAGGUUCAAGGAAAGUAGAACGGGGAGAGAGAUGGGUAGGACCCGAGUCAAUGGAAGUCCAAAUAGACACGUUGAAGGUAAAUUUAGGAGGAACAUGGCCAUAGAAGAUUCUGAAUCAGAAGGCAUGCUUAGUGAUGUUGAGAAUGCAAUGUGGGAGUCUGAUGAGGAUGAAAAUGACUCAGGACAUCUGAGACAGGUCAGGGACAACUACAAGAGUAGCAGCAGUGAUGAUGAGCACACGUUUCAAAUAAAGAGAGACAAAAAGAAUGGUAUGAGGGAUCAUAAGCGUAAGGUUGAUGAUCCCGCUCCAUAUCAUAGUAGUUUUGAUGCACCAAAGAGUGUGAGAGGGACCCAAGAAGGAAAUGGCAGAACCGAUUUUGAGUCCACAGAUGUAUUUAGCGGUCGAGAAAGCUGGUUGUGGGAUUCAGAUGCUGAGGAGGACUCAAGAGUAUCAAGAUCUGCUAGGGAUGGGAACCACCCCACAAGUCAAAAUAGCAAUGUGGUCAAAAGUGAUAUCCAUAAGAGGAGAACACCAAAAGAAGCUGAUGAGGCUUGGGACAGUGACUAGCCCAGUAAAUGUUAGAUCAUAUUUCUAGGAUGUUUGGAUCAACUCAUCUUUCAUCAGAAUCGUUUUUGAAACCCAAGAACUACUCACAGAAGCUUCUCCCCAUAAUUGAUUCUGCCUUGAGAAUCAAUUGUAGAAGGAUAUUCAAAUAUGCACUUGAUUAUGGUAUUUAUUUUGGACUGUGUUUGACAAGCGGACAUUGUUUUCUGGUCAAAGACAAGCAGACUUGAAACAAGAAAUUGGUCCAAACAAAAUCAAGAAGGUAUGAAGCACAAGAUAGCCUAAUUUUUUCAGUUCUCACAUGGAGCUUCCUCUUACUAUUAACCUGAUAGUAAUGUUAUCUGCACAAGUUACUACUGCACUUCCAGUCAUAUGAUGCAUGUGGCAUAUUUUUUUAGUGUUGUUUGAGGAAUCAAACUUGGACCUUAUGCAAAGAUUAUUGUUUGAAUGGAAGUUUUGAUCGUGAAGGAAUUGAAUUUAAUCAAUUGAAAUAGAAAGAAA
Molecule: messenger RNA, 2721 nt
Organism: Lotus japonicus
Lineage: Eukaryota; Viridiplantae; Streptophyta; Magnoliopsida; Fabales; Fabaceae
Product: CRM-domain containing factor CFM9, mitochondrial
Exons: 4
Coding region: 118-2223 (701 amino acids)
Molecular function (GO): RNA binding
Source: RefSeq, a predicted model, not a curated record